AUGGAAACCUCGACUCUCAACGUUCUCCAACUUUCUUUCUCAUUUUUCCUGGUUUUUACAGCUUACAGUUCAGCAGCAUUCAUAUCUGAAGUGUUAUUGGAUCAAUAUGCGGAAAAAGGAGAGCUGUCCAAGCAUGCCGGCUAUCAUAGGUAGGGUAAUAAAUUGCUUUUGGUCGAUUUCUUGGUCAGUUUAGGUUAAUACUUCUGCGAAAGGUAUAUUAUCACUUGAAGACGAAUGUCAGCAAUUAAAAAAUUUUAAUUUUAGUCAAGCUAUCAUCUAUGUUGUGUUUACAUUUUCGAAUUUCUUCGCCGCACCCAUAUUGAACAAGAUUGGCACCAAAGCAUCGUUAAUUGUAGGUGCAUCGACGUACUUUAUGUUCUAUGCUGGGUUUCUUUUUAUGAAUGAGUAUCUGAUCUACAUUUUAUCAGGAGUUUUGGGCAUUGGAGCGGCAAGUAAGUAUUUGUAUUAUGUUAUUCGUCUUAUUAGGUGUAAUUUUCAGUAAGCAUUUUAAUUUUUAAAGAUUUUGGAUUAUAGGCUUUGGUUCUGAUAGUGUUUUAUGGUAAAAUAGGUUUGGAAAAUUGUUGUUAAAGCUACGAUAAAGGAAUAUUUGAUGUUUUGAGUAGUACAGUAUCAGGUUUUUUGGUAUACGUAACAUAACAUUGUUUUAGUCAUUUGGACAGCUCAAGGAAAGUAUUUGUCGUUAAAUUCGAAUGAAGCUAACUCUUCUAAGCAUUCUGGAUUGUCAUGGGCUAUUUUUCAAAUGUGGUAAGUUGCUAUCUUUGUUGAUAUGUAGGUUGUACUUUGGUACUAUAACAACAAUACAUAAAUUUGCCUAUUUUGCGGGGGAAACUAAAUAAUAUUUUUGUACAUAUCUAAAAAAUGAAGGACGACAUUGUUUUACAUAAAUUAUGCUUUUUUUAUGUUUGUUUUGAUGUUUAGUACCAAAGGUUUUGCAAAUAUUAACCUUAAUCCGAUAUUGCUUUAGUCUGAUCUGUGGUGGAAUAUUUCUGUUCAUAUUGUUUGAAGAGUCGGAUGUUGAUUUCAAAGAUGUCACCAAGAAUGUCAUGUUUUUACUGUUUGCUGGCAUCACCUUUUUGGGUAUUGUUAUCAUGGCUCUACUGCGGAAAGUAGAAGAUGUACUACACGUUACUGAUACGGUACCAGUACCGCAAGGUUUAACGACGAAUCAAAGCACGAUGGACAUAGCGAGCAGUGAUCAAGUCGUGGCUGAUCCUGAUGGGCAUGUUGAGAUCGUUGGCACUGGAGUUAACGAGAUCAGCGAUGAAGUUAUCAAUGAUAUGGCAUCGAAUGGGUCAGAUGUGGUGGAGCUUGGUCCUGGGGAUGAGAGUACUUUGUAUGAGAGGUUUGGUAAGUCUAUGUGGUUUGAGUGACUGAAGUUCAUUGUAUGGUAGUUCAUUUUUAUUUUUUUUUGGUUUUUUAAUAGUUGCACUGUGCAGUCAAUUAAAAUAAUGGCACCGUGCAGAUUUCCAAAAUUUGAAAAAUAUUUUUUGAAAAGUUUAAAAUUGAAAAAGACAAUUUUAAUGCGAAAAUUUUUUAGUCCAAACAAUUCGGCUAGCCAAGUCGUCACGUAUUCGAUUUCCAAUUAUAUUAUUCAUGUUCUCCGGCAUUACACAGUCGUUUUACGGUGGUAUCUACCCGUCGAUGAUUGGAUAUUCUGGUGGAUUUGGUCCAAAUCCAAAGAGGAAUUUGGCAUUGAAUAUGAUUUGUUAUGGCAUUGGACAGACUUUCGGUAGGAUUUUAAACUAAUUUUGUUUUUUUACGACAUUAACAUUGAUCUAGGUUAUAUUAUGACAAUUUUCGGAUAAUAAAAGUUAGCUUAAAGCCAAUACCAUAUCUUAUACUAUUAUAUGAAUUAGGGCAUGGUUUUGGCUUCUGGAUGCUAAUACUAAUGUAAUAUGUCCUGAUGCAUAAUUUCGUAUUUUAGGAGGACUUUUGUUUGGAAUCUGCUCUGAUAAAACAAAAAAAUUAGGAAGAGACAGGAUAGCCCUGAUUGGUACAAUAGUCGACUUUGUAGCAUUUUCUUUGAUUUUUGUCAAUUUUGCUGAAGAUUCACCGUAUCAAAAAACUCAUGCUGAUGGUAUCAUUACACCUAGGUAUGUUAUUUUUAAUCUUUCUUUAUAUUAGGCUUUAAAAUGCAUUGGAAAGAAAGUUAUUGCGUUUUGGUCAAGGCAUUUGGCUUCAAUAAAUUGCUUGAUGCAAGUUUUCUAAAUUUUAUACUAUAAACUCUUUGGCUCAUUCAUAUUCGAACAAUUUGGUGUUUUGCAUUAUAGGGCUUCUGAAAUGCUGCUGUAUUAGUGUUUUCUAUAAGAAGAGUUUACUGUAGAUAGUUACUUACAUUUUGCAAGUUAUUGCGCUUGUUUCAGCUUACCAUUGGCAUUAUUCUGUGGAUUCUUACUGGGAUGUGGAGAUUCGUUUUGGAACACUCAGAUAUACUCAUUGUUGAUCACAUCGUUCUCUGAUUGUUCAGCUGAGGCUUUUAGUAUUUUCAAGUUUUUCCAGGUAGCUUUUUUACAAUUCUUUUGUUUUUAAAAAAUUUUUUAGGUUAAAACAUGGUGUUUUGUUUAAGUCGAUCUAUGUGUUCCAUGAACUAUUUGACGGAUUUUUGAAAAAUUUUUAGAAAAUUUUUUUAUUUUUACAAGUUUUAAUAUUAAUAAUAAGUUAUAUUUCAUUUUAGUCCCUAAUCUGCGCCAUCGGCUUCUUCAUUGCCAAAUGGUUCACGGUAAAAGUGCAUUUACUGAUUUUGGUGAUCUCAGCAGUCAUAUCAACCGCCAGUUUCAUCCUGAUCGAGGCCUAUAUCAAACAAAAGUCUGAAAUCGAAGCAAUCGAAACAGAAGAAAUGAAUCCGAACGAAGGAGCCGUCUUGUAA
Molecule: messenger RNA, 2887 nt
Organism: Bursaphelenchus okinawaensis
Lineage: Eukaryota; Metazoa; Nematoda; Chromadorea; Rhabditida; Aphelenchoididae
Source: the annotation of a GenBank genome assembly